Molecule: messenger RNA, 2474 nt
Organism: Wasmannia auropunctata (little fire ant)
Lineage: Eukaryota; Metazoa; Arthropoda; Insecta; Hymenoptera; Formicidae
Exons: 7
Coding region: 179-1744 (521 amino acids)
Source: RefSeq, a predicted model, not a curated record
CGCUGUGUGGCGAGACGCGCAAUUAUCUCACAGUGACCGGUGAGCUUUUCAAACGCGACUCGCAAGGAGAGCAGAUCGAUCCCCCGGUGCAAUAACGACUGCCUUCCUGGACGCCUCAAGGGUUGCUUAUUCUUCAAUCUCGGACGACGCUGAUUACGUCGAAGAGGAGACACGAAACAUGGAGUCCGCGAUCGGGAAUCUCGAGGAGAGCGUGCAGAAAGCCGACGGGAAGCUGGACAUGAUCGCGUGGCAGAUAGACGAAUUCGAGAAGGCCUUCGAGGACCCGGAAGACAAGAUAUCUGUGCUUCGCCUAUUACACUCUGUCCAUCAGGUUACGAAAGAUUAUCAGAAUCUCCGUCAAGAAAUUUUGGAGGUUCAACAGUUACAAAAACAGCUUUCCAAUUCACUUAGAGCUCAGCUUACGCAGGUGCACGGACACUUUAAUUUAUUGCGCAAUAAGAUUGUAGGACAAAAAUCGCCGCAGCUGAAAUACUUUGAAAAGUCAAAUUGCCUGGGAUCUGUAUCAUCCUCGCCUCGCGUCGGAGCGUGCCGUGAAUGUGGACGAACGCCCCGUUCUAAUAACCUACUCCCACACCGCCGAUCGGCCGGAGUGCUCGCUCGGUCGGUCGGUCCCCCGAGUCGAAGUCGGGUUCAGUCGUCUAGCGACCGGUUCCGAGGUCCGGGCCCUGUUCGCCGCACGGGUCUGACUCACUGCCGCGGCCGAUGCGAGAGUAGUGCCGCGGGAAAGCAGGGCCUUCGCUUCUUUCGCACGAACAGAGGCUGGCUCGUUUCGCGAUCGAACAUGCGUUUCCUCGUGCUUGGCCUGACAUUAAUCGUAAGCCUGCUAGUCGUUAGAAGGGUUUCUGCCCAUGGAAGACUGAUAGAGCCACCCUCGAGGGCCUCCAUGUGGAGGUACGGCUUCGACACACCUCACGAUUACAACGACCACGAGUGCUAUUGCGGCGGAUUCACCAGGCAGUGGCAGCGAAACAAAGGGAAAUGCGGCAUCUGCGGCGAUCCCUGGGAUUCUCCAUCGCCACGUGUUCACGAGACGGGCGGCAAGUAUGGGAACGGCGUGAUCGUUCGGCGCUACCGGACCGGAUCGGUCAUACCGGUCCGCGUGGAGCUGACGGCGAAUCAUCACGGCUACUUCGAGUUCCGCACCUGCGCCAUGACCUACCGUGACCGGGAGGUCACCCAGGAGUGCCUGGAUAAGCACUUGCUGAGCGCCGAGAACGGAUCCACCCGUUAUUACCCUGGCCCCGGCAACCGGGUCUUCGAGGGCUACUACAAAUUACCGGACGGUCUGACCUGCGCCCAAUGCGUCUUCCAGUGGCGAUACGUCGCCGGGAAUAACUGGGGCGAAUGCGGCAACGGCACAGGAGCGGUGGGAUGUGGGCCUCAGGAGGAAUUUCGAGCGUGCGCCGACAUCGUCAUUGGUGAUAACGAAGCGGCGUUACCGCCGAGGCUACCGAAGCAGCCGACCAUCGCGCCCACGGACGGGCUGCCGACGGACGCGUUGCCGAAAUCCGGGCCGUAUUGGCUGUUCAGCGUUGUCAUCGCUGGUACGUGCCUGUUGGUGGUGCUGGCUGCUAUGGCGUUGCUUUACACGUACUACUAUCACGCCGGUAGAGCCAAAAAGUGGCUCAUGGCGAGGAGACUCCUGGCGCAGGAGAGUCCGCCGGUUGCCCCGCCGAGGCACAAAAGGCAUCAUCACGUAUCGAACACGCAGCUUCAGCUGUAGAACUCUGUACUUAACUGUCAGUAUCGCACCCCUGGAGAAAGAAUAGAAGCUCGAAGGGAUUCCCCGAUCAAUAUGCGAUAUCGUCGUACGAGGUACAUUUCGUCCUAAAUUCUAGAGCCUGAUGUUCAGACGUGAGAUAAGACGCAUAGAUAGUGUUCAAUCAUGAAACAGACUGCAUUUCAAGCGAUAUAUCUUCAUAUACUCUCUCUCUCUUGUAUAUACAUACAUCAAUAAUUUUAUAUAUACGUAUUAAAAGUAUUUAUUUUAUAUAAUCGUUUAUCUCUUGUGAUAUAUUUUUUCCUAUAUCUUAACAUGAAAUGAAAAGAAAUUGAUUUGUACGAACAAUUUAGAUUGACUAAUACUAAAUUAGUAAUUGUGUAUCUCUAUGAAUUGUGGCAUCUCCAAAAACAUAAAAUCUUAAAAAAAAAACGUACAUUUGCAUAUGUAAAAAAAAAAAAUUUAAAAAGUAAAGUAUUGAUACAUCCGCAUACAGAAUAUAUAUGAAAGUUUUUAACGGAAUUUUGUAGUCACCGCACAUUUGAUUUUUUUUUUUUAACAGCACAUGUAUAUCAAUAUACAUAUAUAACGCACUUUUGCCAGAUGAAUUUUUAACGGCAGAACUAAUCACUGUAACAGUAUUACUAACAUAUAAGUUUUUAUGUUGAUACGUAGCCGAUAUAAGUUUUAAAAUCAAUGCAAUAUCAAUAGAUCGAGAAAAAACAUGAUCGUA